GAAUUGUCCAGUGAAGAUAUUGAGGAAAUACAAAGUCCAAGCACUAUAGAAACUUAUGAAAAUGACGAAGUAAAUCUUGACUAUACAGCUGAAGAAACUGCUCGAAGUCCACGGGAAAGACGAGUCAGCGUUAUGAGUUUACAUAGACGAUCUUCUUAUCUUACUCCUAGUACUAAUAAACCUGACACUGAGCAUGGCAAGAACGUUCUUAUUCUAAAUGAAGACACUAUCAAAGGCAAAGUUUCAUGGCAAGUUUAUGUGGCAUAUAUGAAGUCAUGCUCUUUUGUUUCAGUCCUGUUUUAUCUGUUCAUGUUGGUUGUCUCUCAAGGCGCUCAAAUCUCCAUGAAUGUAUUCCUUAAAUAUUGGAGUUCUCAAAAUGAUAACAAUCAUUUGUUUUAUUUGUCGAUAUAUUGCGCCAUUGGCCUUACAUAUUCUCUGUUGACCAUUGGACAAACAAUAACACUUUGGGUAUUUUGUGCUAUUCGAGCCGCCCGUAUUUUGCAUGAAAAAAUGUUGAAUAGUAUUAUAAGAUCUCCAAUGUCUUUUUUCGAUACCACUCCUUUAGGUCGCAUUCUAAAUAGAUUCAGUAAAGAUCAAUACACCAUUGAUGAAGUUCUUCCACGUACAUUUUCUGGAUACUUCAGGACUUUCUUUAUUGUUUUAGCAACAAUAACUGUCAUUUCGUUUUCCACACCACCAUUUAUCAUGGAAACUUUGGGAGGUGUCAUGACUAUUCGUGCUUAUCAACAAUCACAACGGUUCAUUACUGAAAAUGAAGUUCGAUUGGAUGAGAAUCAAAAAGCCUAUUAUCCAUCUGUUUCUUGUAAUAGAUGGUUAGCUGUUCGAUUAGAAUUUAUAGGAUCUUUGGUUAUUUUUAGUGCAUCACUUUUAUCCGUUAUUUCGUCCGUAACCACCCAUGAUAUUGAUGCUGGACUUGUUGGUUUAUCAUUAUCUUAUGCGCUCAGCGUUACACAGGCUUUGAAUUGGGCUGUUCGGCAGUUUUGUGAAAUAGAGACAAAUAUUGUCUCUGUGGAAAGAGUAAAAGAGUAUAUUGACUUACCUAGUGAAGCACCUCCAAUAAUAGCUGAUAAUCGUCCUCCACCUGCAUGGCCUCACAAUGGAUUAGUUGAAUAUAAAAAUUAUUCAACUCGGUAUAGAACUGGCCUUGAAUUAGUGUUGAAGGGAGUAUCAUUCCGUAUAAAACCAAAAGAAAAAAUUGGAAUAGUUGGAAGAACGGGGGCUGGAAAGUCUAGUUUGACAUUAAGUUUAUUCAGACUAAUAGAGGCGGCUGGCGGUUCUAUUAUUGUGGAUGGCAUGGAUAUAUCAAAAAUUGGGCUAUAUGAUCUUCGUUCACGCAUUACUAUCAUUCCUCAAGAUCCAAUUCUCUUUGAAGGAACAAUUCUUUUCAACCUCGAUCCAUUCGAAACACACGAUGAUGUGGAGAUUUGGCAAGCUCUUCAAAGUUCACAUUUGAAAGAUUAUAUCGCUCGAUUAGAUGAUAAAUUAUAUGCUAAAGUUUUAGAGGGUGGUGAAAAUUUCAGUCAAGGACAAAGACAACUUCUAUGUCUAGCAAGGGCACUAUUACGGAGGUCGCCUAUUAUCGUGUUGGAUGAAGCAACUGCAUGUGUUGAUGUCGAGACGGAUGCUAAAAUACAACAAACUAUUCGAACUGAAUUUAAUUGGGCAACAUUGUUAUGUAUUGCUCACAGAUUAAGAACAAUAAUAGACUAUGAUAGGGUUUUAGUUCUUGAUCAAGGAAAAGUAGCGGAAUUUGAUACACCAUAUAACCUACUUCAAGAUAAAGGUAGUAUGUUCCGACAUUUAUGUGAAGAAAGCAAUGAAUUUGAAUAUUUGAUGGACAUUGCUUCAAAAAAAUUUCGAUCACUAAAUGAAAACGAAUGA
Messenger RNA from Dentiscutata heterogama, 1902 nucleotides. Lineage: Eukaryota; Fungi; Glomeromycota; Glomeromycetes; Diversisporales; Gigasporaceae. The record is from the annotation of a GenBank genome assembly.